CGUUUGGGUUGGUAGGUGAACUCGGACGGCUUAUAAAAGUGUGCCCAGAACAACACAUUUUUUAGGGGACUUUCCAAGCAGAGAGCCUCUUGCAAACAUUUACAGAAUAUUUGUACUUCAUUAAUCAUUUAGAACCAUAGUGUUAAGAAAAGCAAGAAGAAAUUCCAAUUACAGAUUUACCCAUGGAUCCAUCUUCUAAACCUUUUGUGUUAAUUCAUAUUAUUCUGUUAUCAUUGUUAUUAUUAUUAGCCUCCAGUGGCCGCCCGGUAUUCGGGCAGGAGUACCGGGCGAUCAUCAGUUUCGGGGACUCGCUGGCCGACACCGGAAAUUUGAUCUGUCUUUCAGAGGGCAACGGGUUCGUCGCCUCCGCCGUCCUUCCCUACGGGGAGACAUACUUCCACCACCCCACCGGCCGCUUCUCCGACGGCCGCCUCGUCGUCGACUUCAUAGCGCAGAGCAUGGGGUUCCAGCUCCUGCCGCCGUACGCUGGGGGAAAGAGCCGAAGCGGCGGCGUGAACUUCGCGGUGGCCGGAGCCACCGCGCUGGACAUAUCGUAUUUUAGGGAGAGGGGGGUGAUCAACCCCAGCACGAAUGUUUCCAUUGGAACUCAGUUGGAAUGGUUCAAGCAAUUGCUUCCUUCUCUAUGCAACUCUCCUUCAAGUUGCAAGGAAUACCUUCAAAAUGCCCUCAUUCUAAUGGGAGAAAUAGGGGGAAAUGACUACAAUCACCCCUUCUUUCAAGGCCAUCCCAAGGAAGAGGUCGCAUCAUACGUUCCUCAUGUUGUUGACGCCAUCGGCUUAGCCAUUAAUGAAUUGAUUGAACUUGGUGCUCAAACCUUGAUCGUACCCGGGAAUCUGCCCAUUGGAUGCUCAUCUGCAUACCUCACUCUUUACUCAAGUCCCAAUAAGAACGAUUACGACCCCAAAACAGGUUGCCUCAACUGGCUAAACGACUUCGCUGAGUUCCAUAACCGGCUCCUUCAGGAUGAACUCGACCGCCUCCGCCAGCUCCAUCCCCACGUCAAUAUUAUAUACGCCGAUUAUUUCAACGCAGCAAUGAGGAUUUACCGUUCCCCCGCUAAAUACGGGUUUACAAGUGCCACGAGUGCAUGUUGUGGAGGAGAAGGGCCAUAUCACUAUGACUCCUCAGUCCAUUGUGGCGGGAAAGGGUCAACGGUUUGUGAUGACCCUUCAAGUUAUGUUAGCUGGGACGGGGUGCAUUUGACUGAAGCCGCAUACAAUGUGAUAGCCUCUGGUUUGUUGCAUGGCCCAUACACUGUCCCCAGCAUCACUCAAUUUUUUUCACUUAAGAGCUCAACUAAUAAUAUGCAUGGGGAAAUUUGACCAUCGUCAAUGCCUUUAAUUAUGUGUAUGUUGCAUUAUUAAUAGAGUUGAUUAGUUUCACCAUAUGUAUAAUUAUUACUAUUAUUAUUAUUAUUAUUAUUUGUGUAAUACUCCCUCCAUCCCAAAAAAUCUUUCCUGUUUCAUUUUUUGCGCAUCCCAUAAAACACUUAUAUCUCGCCUUGAAUGCCAAAAAAACUUUUAAAAUAACUUCUACCCACAAUAAAAAAGAAAUGUUGUAAAUUUUA
Messenger RNA from Cuscuta campestris, 1588 nucleotides. Lineage: Eukaryota; Viridiplantae; Streptophyta; Magnoliopsida; Solanales; Convolvulaceae. The record is from the annotation of a GenBank genome assembly.